AUAAUUUUUAUUGAGCUUCUGGAUGAUUAAAUCUACAUUCUCGUGGGUUAGAUGAAUUCAGGUUACCAUCCUUAUCCAAAAUAUUUCAAGAAUGCUGGCAAAGGAAAUGUACAUUCCUUGUUCGAAAAGCAGUUAGGGUACCAUAAUAUUUUCCUCCAUUGAACUUGGGCAUCUAACUUUUUUUUCCUCCAUUUAACUGCAUAUAUUUACAGGCAGCUUUCUUUCGCUCUUUUCACCCCAUCACUGACUGCCCAUCAUUUUAAAGGAAAAAAAAACAUGGAAGUAAUCAAUUCCACUGCUACAGAUUCACAUGUUGAAGAUGAUAAUAGCUCUAUCAUCUACAACAAAGCUGAAGAAGUCAAAGUGUUUGAUGAAACUAAAGCUGGUGUUAAAGGGCUAGUAGAUUCAGGAAUCUCCAAGAUUCCUAGGUUUUUUAUUCACCCACCAGAGAAUCUUCAAAAAUCAUGUUCUAGCAGCCUCCUGAAAGUUCCGGUGAUUGAUUUCGAAGGAUUUGACUCUUGCUGGCGUAGAAGGGAAGUGGUUAAUGAGAUUUUGAAUGCAGCAGAAACAUGGGGUUUCUUUCAAAUGGUAAACCAUGUGAUUCCAGUAAGUGUUCUUGAUGAAAUGUUGGUAAGUGUUAAAAGAUUCCAUCAGCAACCACAGGAGUUGAAGAUGGAAUGGUAUUCAAGGGACUCUAAGCGCAAAGUUAGGUAUUUCUGUAAUGGAGAUCUUCUUGUUAAUAAAGCACCUGCAAACUGGAGAGAUACUAUAGCUUUUGAUUUUCAGGAUGGGAAGCUAGACCCUAAUUUCUACCCCCACAUAUGCAGAGAAGCCAUAAGCAAAUAUAUGAAGCACGUGGUAACAAUGAGCAAGAUACUAUCAGAACUACUGUCAGAGGCACUAGGGCUUCCAAGUGACUACCUUUCAGGGAUGGAAUGCAUGGAAACAGAAUCAUUGGUAUGCCAUUACUACCCAGUUUGUCCAGAGCCAGAAUUGACAAUUGGCGCUACAAAGCAUACGGACCCUUCAUUUCUUACCAUAUUGCUUCAAGACAAUGUAGGUGGCCUCCAAGUCCUUAAUCAAAACCUGUGGAUUGAUGUGCCUCCUCAACCAGGAGCCCUUGUAGUAAACAUAGGAGACUUCUUGCAGCUGAUCACCAAUGACAAGUUGAGAAGUGUGGAACACAGAGUUGUGGUUGGAGGAAUUGAACCCAGAGCCUCAGUUGCAUGUUUUUUCUAUCCAAGCACAGCAAAUAAAUUUAAACCUUAUGGAGCAGUAAAGGAACUUCUAUCAGGCAAUCCACCCAUUUACAGGGAAACUCAUAUUAGUGAAUAUAUGGCCUACUUCAGAUCCAAGGGAUUAGAUGGUAGCUCAAAUCUCCCUCAUUUUAAACUAUCAUAGCUUGCUGCACAAUUUCCAGACAACAAAAAUUCUUGGGAACUAAACUCAUCCGUAAUAAAGUCAUCUACUUGCUCCCUGUGACAUUCUUUCUGUUCUUUUACAGUUUCAACUUUUAACA
Messenger RNA from Jatropha curcas, 1519 nucleotides. RefSeq names its product 1-aminocyclopropane-1-carboxylate oxidase homolog 1. NCBI's taxonomy places the organism in Eukaryota, Viridiplantae, Streptophyta, Magnoliopsida, Malpighiales, Euphorbiaceae. The record is from RefSeq and is a predicted model, not a curated record.